ACAGAUGACAGGCCACCACCUCUGAACCGUUGAGACACAGAGGUCAGAAUGAGAUGUUGUAAAGUGCAAUCAUGAAAAUCCCCUGCACGUAUUAAAGGCUUUCACAUGAAUUUUCUCAUUUAAUCCUCCCCAACUACCCUGCCAGGGAUGGACUGCUGUUGUUGGCUGGGGGAUGAAAGGGUGGAACCCACAAGGGGAAGGUGUAGAGCCAGGGAAGAGCAGAGCUGGGCUCUCGGUAUUUGUCAUUCUGUAAGAAGGGAGUGCCUGGGUGGCACAAAUGGUUAAGCACUUGACCACUAGCCAAAAGGUUGGCAGUUAGAACCCACCCAGAGGCACCUUGGAGACAGGCCUAGUGAUUUGCUUCUGAAAGGUUACAGCUUUGAAAACCCUAUGAAGCAGUUCUACUUUGAACACACGGGGUAGCCAUGAGUUGGAAUCUCCUCGAAGGCAACUGACAAAAAAAGAAAGGAAUGAAGCGAUCAGGCACUACUGGACUCGCCCCACCCCGCCGACUGCAGUCUUGCCCCCAUCAGGGGACUUUCCUUCCUGUCCCCACCCCAACCUGUAUACUGUCCCAUAUACUGACCCCAGUCACGCUGGGCAGGAACCACACAGGCGUCCUUGAUCCAGAGGAAAUUGACCAGAGUUCAUCCAUCACGUACUCACUCUACAAACUGGCCAUGGGACAGGUGAUCUGCUUGGGACUCAGUGAGUGCAGGAAUAAGACAUUGACCUCAAGAUGUUCACAGUCAAGCAGGAGACACAGACAGACAACUGGCCAUCUUCCAGGGGAUGCAUGCCACUUCCUCUCCAGUGUGUUCCUAGUACCCUGGGAAUCCAGAGCAGGGAAGCCGUGAAACAUCAAAUGGAGAGGACUCUAAGGAGGGGUUGGGAAUGGAAGAAGUAUGAGGGGACCCCAGGUCCCAGGGUCUGGCAUCCUGCAGAGCCAGAGUGGCGGGUGGAAUGAGACAGUGCUAUCAUGUGCCCUCUGUUUGACAAAGUCACUAUUGUCUCUCACAACUGACCUGAACGUUAUGAUUUACAAAGCUGUAUCACAGUCACCGUUGCCUUUGAGCUUCAGAAUCCUCUGGUCAGUUGUCCACUCUGAAUCCUUCCUCCAGCAGAGCUGGCUGGUCCUUUCUGUGUUCCCCAACCCCCACACCCCCACCCACCUACAACACACACCCCUUGUCUCAGGUCAGCGUUCCCCAAGCAGGCUCUGAGAUGAGAAUUUACAGGUGACCAGCAGGGGAUGGGGAAAGCAAACCAGGAGGAGAAGGGAAGGGAGCCAAGCAAAGUCCCACUGCAUGGAGGUAAACUGGCUUGAUCCUCCCGUGAAACUCAAAAAACAGUGUAGGUCACGCUGGACCAGAAGCCUGUAUCCUUCCAGCAGACAUUAGUCCAGAGCUUUCCCAGGAGAGGGUAUAUUUCCAGUCACUUCCACUUUCCUAGAGCCUAUAGGCUAAGGCUUUGGAACCUGAUGGUGUAGGUCCCCACUGCUGGGUGCACAAGUCCAGGAAAGCUGGUAUCAUCCAGCGGAAUCUAGGCUCACUCUGUCAGCACCUGCAACCAUUUACAGGCACACUUGAUCACAUAUCUGUCUCCCCACGAAAAGCCUCCCAGAGCCUGGCACAUAGCAUAUGUCUAAUAGGAGUUUGAAAGGCACUGGUGGUUCAAUGGUAGAAUUCUCACCUUCCACAUGGCAAACCCAGGUUCAAUUCCUGGCCAAUGUGCCUAACAUGCAGCCACCACCUCUCUGUCACUGGAGUCUUGCAUGUUGUUAUGAUGCUGAACAGGUUUCAGCAGAGGUUCCAGACUAAGACGGACUAGGAAGAGGACUGGCAAUCUACUUCCAAAGAAAUCAGCCGAUGAAAAUUCUAUGGAUCACAAGGGUUGUUCCAUCGUACGUGGGGUUUCCAUGAGAUGAGGGCCGACUCAGCACCAGCUAACGACAAAUAAGUGUUUGAUGAAUGUGGUGAACGGAUGAUCGAAAGGAAGGAAGGAAACAGGGAUGAUUUUACCCAUUUUCAGCUAAAGAAACUGAGGCACAGGAAGGUAAGUGACUUGCCCAAGACUCCACAGGGAAUAAGCAGCACAGCAAGGACCCCAAUCAACUUUCUGACUGUGCAUUCAAAGCUUGUUGCCCUCACCCAGGCAGGGCAAUCCCUCCCCGCCCCCCAGCCUUUUCUUGUUGUUGUGUGCUGACUCACAGUGACCCUAUAUGACAGGGUAGAGCUGCCCCACUAGGUUUUCUAAGCUGUAAUAUUUAUGGGAGCAUAUAGCCAGGUCAUUUCUCCUGUGGAGUCACUGGUGGGUUCGAACCACUGACGUUUUGGCUAAUAGUUUAGCGCUUAACCACUGCACCACCAAAGCUUCUUAAACCAAAAAACAAACUCACUACCGUCAAGUUGAUUCUGACUCAUAGUGACCCCAUAGGGUUUCCAAGGCUGUAAACCUCUACAGAAGCAGACUGAGACGUCUUUCUUCUGUGGAGCUGCUGGUAGUUUUGAACUUCCAACCUUUCAGUUAGCAGUCCACCAUUUUAACCACCAUGCCACCAAGGCUCUUUAGAGCACCCAAAAUAACCCCUGACUCAAGUGCAACAACUUCCCCUUUUCAGACCUCAGGGACCUCUAGGAUUUUAGAGGAACCUUAAGAGGAGAAGGAGGGGGGCUAUAUCAGCACAUAUUUCCUCCUAGCCACCCCUAUAAAGGUCAGAGGGAGGUUGCUGUGCUCUUCGAGGAACCAGGCCUUUGUUCCUAGCCCGUCUCCUGCACCCUGGUCUGCAUCCUCUUGGCCUCCUCUGCUCUCCAGGACAUGGCAGGCACUGCGACCCUCAUAGCCAGCCUACUGCUCCUGGCCCUCUGUGCCCACAGCAUCACCCCUGCAGGCUCUGUAGCCAUCCCCUCUUCCUGCUGCAUGUCCUUUAUUUCCAAGAAAAUUCCCGAGGGCCGUGUGGUAGGCUACCAGGUGUCCAAUGGGAGUGUCUGCCCCAAGGCAGGGGUGAUCUUUACCACCAAGAAGGGCCAGAAAUUCUGUGGUGACCCCAAGCAGCUGUGGGUCCAGAGGUAUAUGAAGAACCUGGAGGCCAGACGAAAGAAGGCCUCCCCUGGGGACAAGGCAAUAGGCAGAAAGGCCCCUGUCCGAAGACACCCUGCCAACAGCACCACCAUCUAACCACAUUGGCCUCCAGCUCUGGGCCUGGGCCUUGCCACUUGACUGGAUGCCUGCGGCCUGGGAAGCCUGUGAUGAGAGCUAAUUUUCCUGCUUCUCAGCAUCACUUUCAGGGAAAGUGUCUAUUCUAUGGAAAACCCAAGGCAGAAGAGGCCAGCUCCCUUGGGCACCCUGGGUGGAGGCAGGGGCAGCCAUUUGCCCUUUUCCUCUUCAGUAGCAGCUGCUUCUCUUCUGACUCCUGGUCCCCAGCUCAGCCCAGGCGCUUGAGGCCCAGCACACCCUGCUGAUGCCAUGCCUCCAGUAGCUUUUCUUGGCCCUCUGGGCUUAUAGUGGGGCCUCUGGGCUGUCUGUCUGGAGAUGAGUGACCUGUCAAUGGCUGCAGCUCCCUGGCAUAAUGGGUACUCCAGCCUUGUUCUAAUUCCAACACUCCCAAUUUGGCAAAUUAUAACAGUGGGUCCUCCCUGGGCACUUCUCAUGGGAUAUGCAGGAACAUCCUGCUUUUUGUAAAGAAAUGGACAUGGAGGAUCAGGGUGAGGGCCAGCCUGGGUAGUUUCAUUUCUUUGUGAAGAUACGACUUUGAGGAGAUGCUCUGCUCUGUGACAAGCUUGCUCCUUGCUGCUUUGGGGUUGGAGGCCUUAGUGGUCUUUGAAGUGGGGCUUUCUCCAUGUUUUGGUGAGAAGCAAGUGGGGUGGGGACUGAGGGGGAGAAGAACCACCUUUUUUGUUCAAUGCAUGAGAUACUGUGUGGUUUGUAUGUCAAGAGUGUAGACACAGUUGCUGUUCCCAAAUAACAAUCCUGGUAAAAUAUGAUUUCUCUUUUGAAGGCAGUCGUGUGUUGCCUCUUAUCAUCUCCCUUAGGGGGAGGGUUGGGGUAAGAACAAUGGAGUGUGUGCCUCAAAGAGCAUCCUGGGGGGCACUUGCCCACCAGAAACCAGGAGAGGAUGAGAGGAUGAGGACAUCCUAAACCCAGGAUAUCCUGGGAGUGAUCUUGGUUUGUUCUUAGCUGGGCCUCUAACUAGUUCACCCAAGCUCUAACCGCUGCUGAAAAUUCGCAUUUCUAACAAGUUCCCAGGUGAUGCUAAUGCCGCUAGUUAGGAACCAGUUCUGAGAAUCACUAGUACAGCAGUGGGUCUCAGAAUUUAUUACAUAUAAGAAUCACCUGGGGAUCUUGUUAAACUGUAGAUUCUGAUUCAGUAUAUCUGGGGUGGAAACGUGUGUUCUCUCUUGGGAUCCCUGUCAUUAACUUUGAAAAAUACCCAGCUGGAUUCAGUUAAGUUUUUCUUUUAAUUUCAGCAAAGAGGCACUUUAUAUGCACGAGGAACUAUUAAAGGCAUUAAA
Messenger RNA from Loxodonta africana (African savanna elephant), 4511 nucleotides. It is a transcript of the gene CCL24, whose product is annotated as C-C motif chemokine ligand 24. Gene Ontology annotation, cellular component: extracellular region. Lineage: Eukaryota; Metazoa; Chordata; Mammalia; Proboscidea; Elephantidae. The coding region runs from base 2818 to 3177 and encodes 119 amino acids. The transcript has 3 exons. Gene Ontology annotation, biological process: eosinophil chemotaxis; immune response. Gene Ontology annotation, molecular function: chemokine activity. The record is from RefSeq and is a predicted model, not a curated record.